AUGGCAAGUGUCAACAUGGAAAAGGAAGGCCUUAUCAAGCAGCUGGAAUUUUUCAAGGAGAAAUGUAUGCUGAUAUUCUGUUCGACAUUCAUAGUGCUUCCAUACUGUUCAAAAUUGUGUACUCAAUUAUUAUUCUGCACAACGAAAUUCUAUGGCACAGGGGUGAACAAAAAGAUGGCGGCAGCAAGCAAACGAGCCGGCUGCCAAGAACUUCAAAUAUGGGUGCAGGCAACCACCAACCACCUCUACUAUUCGGCCAAGGCUGGGGCGGGCAACAGGAAACUGACUGCCGACGUGUGGCUCAGUCUCCAGAACCAUGCCAUCAACAAACACGCGGGCCAUGGCGGCAGCUAUCCUAGGUGUCUGCACAAUGAGAUACCAGAGAGAGCUCAUGACUACCUAAAAAAAAUCCCCGUGGACAAGCGGCUCCUGAAGGACGUCGGCCAGAUGUCUCCCCAUGGCCAGACGUACGUCCUUGAGGCGUUCCAGAGUGUCCUCAUCAAUGUCGCCUCAAAGUCCCAGGCAUUCCCUCCGGCUGGCAUGCUCGAAAGGUAA
Molecule: messenger RNA, 555 nt
Organism: Ixodes scapularis (black-legged tick)
Lineage: Eukaryota; Metazoa; Arthropoda; Arachnida; Ixodida; Ixodidae
Exons: 3
Coding region: 1-555 (184 amino acids)
Source: RefSeq, a predicted model, not a curated record